Lethenteron reissneri (Far Eastern brook lamprey) is the source of this 2240-nucleotide messenger RNA. RefSeq names its product hydroxylysine kinase-like. Gene Ontology annotation, molecular function: amino acid kinase activity. The record is from RefSeq and is a predicted model, not a curated record. NCBI's taxonomy places the organism in Eukaryota, Metazoa, Chordata, Hyperoartia, Petromyzontiformes, Petromyzontidae.
UGACCGCAAUCGUCGUCGUCACCGGCUGCUGCGGCUGCUGCUGCUGCCCGGCCCGUACCGGGAGCGCGUCUCGAGGCGGACGGGCGAGGGCUCGUGGACCGGCUGCGCACGCGGGAGCCACCGGCACGCAACAGCGUCAUGGACUGCAGGAGGAGGACUGCGUCCGCUGCACCGGGAGAGCCACCGCCACCACCGCCGCCCGGCUCGAAAAACAACGACUCCUUGCGCCGCGUGUUGGGGCUGUGCGCCAGUGUCUGGAAGCCGUAGGGAGUGGUGAUGCGGGGCAGGUGCGGGAGCGGGGACGUGCCCUCUGUGACGUCGGUGAGACGGGUGCCCUGGAGGUCGUGGGUGGAGGAGGAGGUGGAGGAGAGGGCGAUGGCUCUUCUGCAUCGUGGGCAAAAGGGGCAGUCGAACGCCAUGAGCUCCACGGCGGAGCUCACCAAGCCGAGGCUGGACGAGGCGCAGGCGACGGAGCUGAUCGUGCGCCUCUACGGCCUCGGCGUGGAGCGCCUGGCGCCCCUGGACAGCUACGACGACCAGAACUUCCGCGUCGCUACGAUCGACGGCGCCGAGUGGGUCCUCAAGGUCACCAACACGAGGGAGAGCCGCAAUCAGGAAGUGCUGGAGGUGCAGACGCGUGUGAUGAUGUUCCUGAAGGACGGGGGCUUCCCCACGCAGACGGCGCGACUCACCGUACAUGGAGACCUCAUGUCCCUGCAGCGCAUCGACUGCGGCGAAGGUGAGAAGGAGUUCAACGUGCGGCUGCUCACGUACCUGCCCGGCGUGCCACUCUCUACGGUGCUGGCAGACGGCAGCCUGUACUACCAGGUGGGCAAGCUGGCAGCAAGCAUCCACCAAGCCCUGCAGCAGUUUGAGCACCCGUUCCUGCGCUUCCUGCAAAGAGACGAUUUCAUCUGGAACCUGUCCAACACCCACCUGCUCGAGGCCUACCUGUUCGCUCUGGACGGCGACCCCAACCAGGGCCUGGUCAGGGAGGUCAUCGCCAAGUUCCGCGAGGAGAUCCAGCCCAACCUGCAUAAGUUCACCAGAUGUAUCGUUCACGGAGACCUCAACGACCACAACAUCCUGGUGGAAGAAACGGGGCCGACUCCCGCAGUCCAGUCGUCGGAGACGGGCGAGCAUGCCGCUGGGGGCCAGUACAAGCUGUCGGGCGUCUUGGACUUCAACGACAUGAUGCAGGGCUACUGCGUGUACGACAUCGCCAUGGCCGUCAUGUACAUGAUGAUCGAGAGCUCGCGGCCCAUGGACGUGGGCGGGCACAUAAUGGCCGGCUACGAGAGCGUGCGGCCGUUGACGGAGGAUGAGAGGGAAGCUGUCUACUGGCUGGUGGCGUCCAGGUUCUGCCAGUCGCUGGUGCUCGCUCGCUACACCAUCCUGCAGCACCCGGAGAACGCCGACUAUCUGCUGACGACGGCGCGCACCGGCUGGGAGAGGCUGCGCCGGCUGUGGGCCACGGGGCGGGAGGCCAUGCAGCGGCUGUGGUCAGACGUGGCCGCACGCCACGAAAACACCGACUCUCUCGCCCCGACAAAUUAACUUCACGCUGCCGGGAGGUGUGGGCGGAGUGGGGGGCGGGCGGUGGGCAGGGGGCGAGGGGCCCCCCAGUCUCUCGUGAAGUGUGGUUGGUCACUGCACAUCCUACGGUCGAGAAGCUUGUCGCUCCGAUUCUGGACGAAGGCUGCCAACGUUCUGGGAGGCUCAACCGGGACACGCGGUGAGCCCCGCCCACUCACUCACUAGCCCCGCGCACUCUCUCACUAGCCCCGCCCACUCUCUCACUAGCCCCACCCACUCUCUCACUAGCCCCACCCACUCUCUCACUAGCCUCGCCCACUCACUCACUAGCCCCACCCACUCACUCACUAGCCCCUCCCACUCACUCGCCCCACCCACUCUCUCACUAGCCCCACCCACUCACUAGCCCCACCCACUCUCUCACUAGCCCCUCCCACUUUCUCACUAGCCCCUCCCACUUUCUCACUAGCCCCUCCCACCCUCUCACUAGCCCCUCCCACUCUCUCACUAGCCCCUCCCACUCUCUCACUAGCCCCACCCACUCUCUCACUAGCCCCGCCCACUCUCUCACUAGCCCCUCCCACUCUCUCACUAGCCCCGCCCACUUUCUCACUAGCCCCACCCACUCUCACUAGCCCCUCCCACUCUCUCACUAGCCCCACCCACUCUCUCACUAGCCCCGCCCACUCACUCACUAGCCCCAC